This is a messenger RNA of Melampsora larici-populina 98AG31, 1472 nucleotides long. RefSeq lists its product as uncharacterized. Bases 54 to 1289 code for a protein of 411 amino acids. NCBI's taxonomy places the organism in Eukaryota, Fungi, Basidiomycota, Pucciniomycetes, Pucciniales, Melampsoraceae. The record is from RefSeq and is a predicted model, not a curated record. The transcript is spliced from 3 exons. Gene Ontology annotation, molecular function: protein kinase activity. Gene Ontology annotation, biological process: meiotic sister chromatid cohesion, centromeric; mitotic spindle assembly checkpoint signaling.
CUCACCAGUCAAUAUCACGCAAAAAUCAUCUUAUCUGAGAAGGCCCAAGCAAGAUGGACGAUAAUGAGCAUUCCCCGGAAACGGUCUCAGUGGACAUCAGUGCGAUAGAAAAUCAGAAAGAAAACAUUCAGCCACUGGCUUCAGGCAGAUCAGCAGCUCAACUGACGUCUUUAUUCCAGACCAAAUCAUCCGACUCUCAUUCAGCCAUGGGAUUUCGAACGGAAACAACCAAAGGCUUAUCGAAUGCUUUUAACCCCAUUGCGUUGGCUGAAAAUCUUCGGAGUGGUCAUCAAAGAUUUCAGAAAGAUAUAGAGCGUUUGGAGAAGGCCGAGCUUGGGCAAUCGAAUGAUCUGGACUUCGAUGGCAAGGAAAGAGCGCAGGAGUUGAUCAAAGAUCCCCUCGAGAUUUAUGUCGAGUACGUCCGCUGGAUCAUCGAAUCAUAUCCAUCGGGUGGGACUACAGCUGAAUCAAAACUGAUACCGAUCCUGGAGCGAUCUACUCGAAAGUUUGUCACUGAUGAACGAUAUCAACAAGACCUGCGGUAUCUCAAACUAUGGAUUUACUAUUCCCAUCAAGUUCAACGUGAAGCUGCACGAACAAUCUUCAGUUUUUUGUUACACAAAAAGAUUGGUACAGAGUCUAGUCUUUUGUACGAUGAAUUCUCGUUGGUCUUAUGUCACUUUCGAGAUUACGAAAAGGCUAGAUACGUAUUACGACUCGGUAUUGAUCGAAAAGCAUCUCCAAUUGAAAAACUGUCGACUCGAUUGGAAGAUGUUCAGCGGAAGCUGGCAGCCAGUCUUGACCAUCCGCCCUCGUCAACAGAAAGCUCCUCGAAUUCGAUUCCAAAACCAAAGCUAGGUCUUGCAAAAAAACCUGUGAAGGGUAAGAUGAAGAUUUUUGAAGACGGCGUAUCCGACCAAACCAGUAUUCCAGGCCAGAUCACUCGCUGGGACGAUAUUGGAACAGUGGAGAGUAACCGGAAACAAAACACAGUGGAGCCAACGGCCUGGAAGGGGCAGAAGCUUCCCAUGAAAGCUACAACAUCAUCCGGAGUUGCGGCUCCUCGCCCAGCAAAGAUGAAAAUUUUCGAAGACUCAGACGUGUCUGAUCCACUCCCUGUAUCUAUCGUGUCUCCCAAAGUGGCUGGGAUGCUAAGUGGGCAUCUCGGACUCGGUGACCCUUCUGAGCAACUUGACGGGAGCUCAGAGCAAUGCGAUUAUGAACUCCUCAAAUCAAAUCCUCUUCGGCAUCACAAAAGUUGGUCUGACAAAAACAUCCGCAUGCUGUGAUUGUUACACGAAUUAUUUGUAUGAGCAUUUGUAUCCUUUGUAUGUCUUAUCUGUACCACGUGAAAACUUCUGGUGUUGGUUGCUCAGUCACUAAAUUGACCAGCGAAUUCUUGCGACUACAAAGUAUAUGUUGGCCGCCUAUCAUCAUUGCCCGCAAUCAACAAUUCAUACAUUAUUCACUUC